AUGUCGCUCUGGGAGGGGAUGCUCUGUCCCUGUGUGCUCCAGGGCAAAAGCUCCAGGGACAUCUUCCUCCACAUGGUGAUCCCCGACCACAUCCCGCAGUUUACUAUCCCCUCUCUGGACAUUCACAAGAAGCACAGGCACUCAGGCAAGGGGAAGGGGCAGCCGGCAGGGACAGCAGCUUGGAGGAGCAGCUGGGACCCAGAGGUGGAGGAUGAGCACGAUGCGCCCCGCUCUAGCUUGUCCUGCUCUAACACCUGGCUCGCUGCCACUGCGCAGGCUAUCCCAGACCCCACUGCUUGGGCAGCUCUGUCCCUGCCUCAUCUCUCCAAGGUCACCACCCUGUAUGGCUUUGUCACCCUGGGGCAAAGCCCACAGGUCACCAGUGAAGAGGCGUUGUUUUUUCACUCAGGCUCAGGUUACCCUCGAGGUCCUGCUGCUGAGAUAUGUCCCAGUUCCCAGGAGGAGCUGGGAUGCUGCAGACGCCCGGGGAUGCCUGUUGCUGGGGGAGGCGUCUGCUCCCGGAUGGGUGGAGGCCUGAGGGACUGCAAGCAGCCGAGUCCCGAUGCCACCGGUCACAAGGACAGUGGAGGCAGCCAGGCCUACCGGACUCCAGCAGGGCUUCCCCUGCCUAGGAGAUGUGCCAGCCUGCUCAGAGACAUCCAGACAACCUCCACACUCCUCUCCACCAGCGCCAAAACCUCCAGCCCGGCUGCUGCAACGACCACUGCUGCUCCUGUCACCACCACAGCUACGGAGACAACAGCCUCUCCCACCACGGCCCUUGCAGAAACAUCCUCCUCCGCUCCUGGCACAAGCCCACCUCCUGCCACCACCUCGGCUGUUACCCCGAGCCCUGCUCUGUCCACACCUACACCCACCUCUUCUCUGCCAACAGCCUCCACUGCUGUUACUACGGGCACAUCAACCCUGGAGGCAACCACCGUGGCCAUCUCCUCCACCACGCUGGAAACCUCCAGCACAGCUGCCCAGGCCACCUCUCCUCCUGAGACCACAGCUGCACCCUCUCCCACUCCAGCACAAACAUCUGCUCUUCAGACAACCUCCACACUCCUCUCCACCAGCGCCAAAACCUCCAGCCCGGCUGCUGCAACGACCACUGCUGCUCCUGUCACCACCACAGCUACGGAGACAACAGCCUCUCCCACCACGGCCCUUGCAGAAACAUCCUCCUCCGCUCCUGGCACAAGCCCACCUCCUGCCACCACCUCGGCUGUUACCCCGAGCCCUGCUCUGGACAACACCUCCCCAGCUCUGUCCACACCUACACCCACCUCUUCUCUGCCAACAGCCUCCACUGCUACUACUACGGGCACAUCAACCCUGGAGGCAACCACCGUGGCCAUCUCCUCCACCACGCUGGAAACCUCCAGCACAGCUGCCCAGGACACCUCUCCUCCUGAGACCACAGCUGCACCCUCUCCCACUCCAGCACAAACAUCUGCUCUUCAGACAACCUCCACACUCCUCCACCAGCACGCCGAAACCUCCAGCCCGGCUGCUGCAACGACCACUGCUGCUCCUGUCACCACCACAGCUACGGAGACAACAGCCUCUCCCACCACGGCCCUUGCAGAAACAUCCUCCUCCGCUCCUGGCACAAGCCCACCUCCUGCCACCACCUCGGCUGUUACCCCGAGCCCUGCUCUGUCCACACCUACACCCACCUCUUCUCUGCCAACAGCCUCCACUGCUGUUACUACGGGCACAUCAACCCUGGAGGCAACCACCGUGGCCAUCUCCUCCACCACGCUGGAAACCUCCAGCACAGCUGCCCAGGCCACCUCUCCUCCUGAGACCACAGCUGCACCCUCUCCCACUCCAGCACAAACAUCUGCUCUUCAGACAACCUCCACACUCCUCUCCACCAGCGCCGAAACCUCCAGCCCGGCUGCUGCAACGACCACUGAUGUCACAUCCAGUCCAACUGCAACAGCCACUGCUGCUCUUUUCAUCACCACAGCUCAAGCUCACAGCCAUCCACCAACAACAGCUGCAGGCCCCGAGCAUUUCACCAUCAACUUCACCAUCACCAAUCUCCCCUACAAUUCUGACCUGGCAACUCCUGACUCAGUGAAGUUCAACACUACACGGAGAGUCAUGACCACCCUGCUCAACCGCCUUCUGAAGGAAAGCAGCAUUGGCCCCACUUUCCUUGGAUGUGAAACAAUAGCCUUCAGGCCAGCGAGGCAAGGGGACAACACAGGGGUGGAUGCAGUCUGCACCUGCAGGAAGGAGUCCUCCGCCACGCCCUUGGACAGGGUGGGCCUUUACCACGAAGUGAGUAACAAGACCAGAGGCAUCAUGCAGCUGGGCCCCUACAGCCUGGACACAGACAGCCUCUACAUCAACGGCUGCAAAAUGACGGCUUUCAGGUCAAAGAAGGACAGGGAUAACACGGGAGUAGAUGCCAUCUGUAGCUAUAAAGAUGAGCCUUCACAUCCCAAGUUCAGCAGAGUGACAGUUUACCGUGAGCUGAGCAAUAUGACAAAUGGCAUCACCAAGCUGGGACACUACAGCCUUGACAGCCAGAGCCUCUACAUUAAUGUGGUGAAGCCAACCACCACACAAAGCCCAGGAGCAAUAACAGAGCAAUUCAUACUGAACUUCACAAUAAUCAACCUCAGGUUCACGACAGACCUAGGGACACCAAAUUCUGCUAAAUUCAAUUCUACUGAGAAAAUAAUGCAACGUUACAUUGACCCCCUGUUUCAGAAGAGCAGCAUUGGCCCCUAUUUCACUGGCUGCAAAGUAACAGGAUUCAGGUCAGUGAGGAAUAGGGAUAACACAGGAGUAGACACCAUCUGCAACUAUAGAAAUGGCUCCCAAGUGCCCAAGUUCGACCAAGCUAAGGUUUACCAAGAACUAAGGAGCAUGACAAAUGGCAUCACCAAAUUAGGAAUCUAUAACCUGGACAACAAGAGCCUCUAUAUCAAUGGUUACAAUGAACCACUUGAAAGAUCACCUCUGAGCAUAACUACUGCACCAAGCCCAACGUCCGGGCAUUUCACACUUAAUUUCACCUUGACCAACCUCCAGUACACUGCAGAUCUGGAUGCACCAAGUUCCCGCAAAUUCAUUUCCACAGUGAAAGUUAUCAACUAUUAUAUUGACCCUCUUUUCAAAAGAAGCAGCAUAAGCUCUGCCUACACAGGAUGUAAAGUGAUGAGAUUUAGGUCUGGGAGAGACAGGGAUGACACAGGCGUAGACGCUGUCUGCAGCUACAAAAACAAUGCCAGCCUUGCCAGGUUUGACAGAGAAAAGGUUUAUCACGAGCUGAGCACCAUGACAAAUGGUGUCACCAAACUAGGGCACUUCAGCCUGGAGAAGAACAGCCUGUACGUCAAUGGCUUGAAACCAGCAACCGAGGCAGCAACUUACAAAACACCCCUCAAGUCUAGGGAAGAAAACUUCAGAUUAAACUUCAGAAUCUCCAACCUUUCCUACUCCCCAGAACUGCAGGACUCCAGGUCACAGAUGUACCAAGUGAACAAAGAGAAAAUUGAGAAAGAGCUUGAUGUAUUCAGAACUAGCAGCCUGAAGGACUACUUUGCUGGCUGUACUGUUGAGAGCUUUGGGCCUGUCCAUGGGAAGGCUUACACAAAUGUUGCCGCCGUCUGCAAAUUCACACUGGACCCCUUCUCACGGACUUUACAGAAGCAAGAGGUGUAUGAGGAGCUGAAACACCUGACACAUGGGUUCACCAAGCUGGGCCCCAGCUACGAGCUGGAAGAGCAGAGUCUGGUUGUUGAAGGUUACUCUCCACUCAAGACAGAUGAGCAGGACUCCAAAAGAUCUAAGCUUCCGUACUGGGCAAUUAUCCUCAUCUGCAUUUUCACCCUGCUGGGCUUCAUUCUCCUCAUCUUGUUAUGCUUCCUGCGUGCCCUGGCUGCAGCAGCCAUCCCACGGCAGAAGCACCGUGAUCAGAAAGGACUUCACGACUCGGGCUUCGACCACAGGCGCUCGAGAAAAGCGGCGUGA
This is a messenger RNA of Pygoscelis adeliae (Adelie penguin), 3999 nucleotides long. It is a transcript of the gene MUC16, whose product is annotated as mucin 16, cell surface associated. The record is from RefSeq and is a predicted model, not a curated record. Gene Ontology annotation, molecular function: G protein-coupled receptor activity. NCBI's taxonomy places the organism in Eukaryota, Metazoa, Chordata, Aves, Sphenisciformes, Spheniscidae. The coding region runs from base 1 to 3999 and encodes 1332 amino acids. The transcript has 20 exons. Gene Ontology annotation, biological process: G protein-coupled receptor signaling pathway.